AUGAGGUUGUCACCUUGGUCUCUUAAUGGUGCACGCUUUAUCGGUUAUAUACUUAAUAGUUUCUUAUGCAGUUGUAUUUUCUUUCUCACAUUACAUAUUAUUGAUUACACUCCUAUUGCUAUCAAUUCAUUAAGACUUAAUUAUCGUCGUCGACUUGAAUGUACAUGCUAUAGACAUCGAUUACCUCGAUUAGAUUUAAAUUUAAUAUCAAAUCUGCCCGAAAAUCAAAGUUUUCUUUGUAGUGAUUAUGCUACUCGACGUGGACCACAUCAGCGUAUUAUUUCUAUUAGUCUUUAUGGACCAAAAGAAAACAAAAGGUUUCAAUAUAAUCAAUCACUUUCUUUCUUAAAUGAACUCAUUAAUGAUGUAAAUACAAUUUAUCCUGAUAACUUUAUAUUACGUAUUCAUCAUGAUGAUACAAUUUCUCUAUCAGAUGUUAUAUGUCCUAUAGAAUGUCGAAAUCAUAAUGUUGAUUUUUGUAGUAUGAAUUCUAAACUUUUUAUUCCACCAAAAAUUUGGCGUUUUAUACCUGCUGGUGAUCCACUUGUUGAUGCUAUGCUGAGUCGUGAUCUUGAUUCACCAUUAACACGACGUGAACGUGCAGCGGUUGAUGCAUGGCUUGCUUCCAAUAAAUCAUUCCAUGCUAUGCGUGAUCAUCCACAGCAUGCGGUACCUAUGCUUGGUGGUAUGUGGGGUUUUCGACCUUCACUUAAUCCAACUAUGUCUCGUUUAAUACAUAAUAAAAUUCAUAAUCGAAGUUCGGUACAACGUUUUGGUGGUAGUGGUGAUCAAUCAUUUCUUUCCCGUGAAGUCUGGCCACAAGCUCUAUCAAGUAUCAUGGUUCAUGAUAGUUUUCUUUGUACUAGAAGUUAUGGUAAAAAUUCUCAACCGUUUCCAACACAACGUCCAUCUGCGAAUGAAACCAAUUGUUUUAUAGGUUGCGUAAGGUCUUGUUGUGGUGAUGGAAAAAUGCCUUUUGGUCAAUGUCCAAAAGAAUGUCGACCAAAAGAUCAUCCAGAAUGGAUUUAUUGUUAA
Molecule: messenger RNA, 1035 nt
Organism: Rotaria sp. Silwood2
Lineage: Eukaryota; Metazoa; Rotifera; Eurotatoria; Philodinida; Philodinidae
Source: the annotation of a GenBank genome assembly